Molecule: messenger RNA, 1780 nt
Organism: Jaculus jaculus (lesser Egyptian jerboa)
Lineage: Eukaryota; Metazoa; Chordata; Mammalia; Rodentia; Dipodidae
Product: sialic acid-binding Ig-like lectin 8
Exons: 6
Coding region: 17-1198 (393 amino acids)
Biological process (GO): cell adhesion
Cellular component (GO): plasma membrane
Molecular function (GO): sialic acid binding
Source: RefSeq, a predicted model, not a curated record
UGAGCUACAGCCAGACAUGCUGCCGCUCCUUCUGCUCCUGCUGCUCUGGGGACCUGAGAGGGUGGAUGGCGUGUGGAAAUACCCUGAGGGUUACGUGCUGAAUGUGCCAAGUCAGGUGACUGUGCAGGAGGGCCUCUGUGUCCAUGUGCCCUGCAAUUUCUCCUACCAACGGGAUUAUUGGACUGACUUACAUCCAGCUUAUGGCUUCUGGUUCUUGGAAGGAUCCAAUACAAGAAAUGAUUCUCCAGUGGCAACUAACAAGCCAGAAAAACCCGUCCAGAAGGCUGCUUUGGGCCGAUUCUCCCUUGUUGGGGAUCCAAAGGACAACAACUGUACCCUGGAAAUCAGAGAUGCCAGGAAGAAGGACAGGAAGUCAUACUUCUUUCGGCUAGAGAGAGGGGAUACAAAGUGGAACUAUCAGAAACAUCUACUUGUGAAUGUGAAAGCCCUCACUCACAACCCCCACAUCGACGUCCCAGAGACCUUAGAGGCUGGCCAGCCCAGCAACCUGACCUGCUCUGCUCCCUGGGCAUGUGAAUCGGGCCCACCCCCCAUGGUAUCCUGGACUGUGGGCUCUGUGACAACCCUGGGACCCAGAACCACUCGCUCCUUGGUGUUGAGCCUCAUGCCCCGGCCCCAGGACCAUGGCACCAAUCUCACCUGCAUGGUGACUCUACCUGGACCCAAUGUGACCAGGAGAACGACCACCUAUCUCAAUGUGUCAUAUGCUCCACAGAACCUGACUGUGACCACCUGGGAAGGAAUUGGAGGAGCAUCCACGUUCCUGGAGAAUGGCUCAUUUCACCUCAUUCCAGAGGGACAGUCUCUGAGUCUGCUGUGUGCGGCUGACAGCAAUCCCCCUGCUAGACUGAGCUGGUUCUGGGGAAACCUGAUUGUGAGCCCCUUAAAUCCAUCCAACCCUGGGCUGCUGGAAUUGUCUCCGCACCAUCUCACAGUAGGAGGAGAUUUCACCUGCCAGGCUCAGAACACUGUGGGCUCCCAACGUCUCUCCUUGAGCCUGGCCAUGGAAGAUGAGAAGCAAAAGGACUCCUGGCCACUGGUCUUCACUCUGAUCAGGGGGUCUGUCAUGGGAACUGUCUUCCUCCUCAUCUAUGGCCUCACUUGGAUCUACUAUACCAGAUUAAAAUCACCGUCCACUUUGGUCCAAGAAACUUCUGCCUGCAGUGAGCAUUGGUGACCAUAGAGACUCCUAACUGGUCACAGUCUUGAGAAUGAGAGAGUGGGCAAUGCUCAGCCAUAAAUUGGAAAUGUGCAUCACCCCUGUAUGGCUGAGGGACCAUGGCAGAAAAAUGUGGCAGCAUUAGAGCUGGAGAAAGUGGAGGAGAGGGGUGGAACUCUGUCUCCUGGACAUGGCCUGGCUGUGGCAGUGAUCACUGAACUUACACCAAGUGUGGUUUCUUGCACAAGACCUGUGAAAUGUUGGGCCUAUGAAUACUUUGUUAAAGAAGAGGAAAGGGCUAUGAAGGGAGAUUUGUGUAUAAAUAAUAGUAUUAUAUGGGAGGGAGUAUUCAAGGAGGGAUUUUUGCAUAAUUAAUGGUUUAUGAGGAAGGGAGUUACCAAGGAGGAUUUUUCUGUGUAAUUAACGGUUUAUGGGGCAGGAUGUUAUGAAGGGCGAUUUGUGUAUAACUAAUGGCUUAUGAUUGAGGGAGUUGUAAAGGGGGAUUUGUGUAUAAUAGUUUUUAGGGGAGGGAGAGCCACUUUCUUCACUGGUGAAGCUAUUGGUAAGUUGUCCAUGCUCGAACAAGUUACUGUAAGGAAA